Nerophis lumbriciformis (worm pipefish) is the source of this 4164-nucleotide messenger RNA. The record is from RefSeq and is a predicted model, not a curated record. Lineage: Eukaryota; Metazoa; Chordata; Actinopteri; Syngnathiformes; Syngnathidae.
AUGACAGCCAGCGGGGGCUGGCAGGAGAGAGGCGAAGGCUCCGGUGUCAGAGCACGCUCUGUUCUCUCUAUCACUGGGUCCACUCAGAACACACUGGAUGGGAUUGUCAUAGAAAGCGGUUUGCCCGGCGUUCUCAUCUGGAGUGACAUCAGAUGCAGACACAACGCCCUGUUGUCUCAGCCAGAUCAGGAGCAUCAGGUGUCAGAAAAUUUGGAAAUCAGCCCCGCAGACAUGGAAUGCCGGGGCAGGGGUCAAGUCGAGCGCGGCCGUGAGACACACCAAAUCCUGCAGGGUACACCUUUAGACCUGAUUGAGACUGGCAAGUCACUGAAAGUUCAGGCAGAGCGUCCCCAUCUGGUCAGUUUGGGAAGUGGACGUUUGAGCACAGCAAUCACUUUACUGCCACUGCAGGAAGGGAGGACCACACUGGGCAGCGGAGGCACAGACAUUGCUCUACAGGGCGCUGGCAUUAAGACUCAACAUUGCUACAUUGAAAACCAGGCUGGGACCAUUACCCUGCAUCCAUGCGGGAACCAAUGCUCCGUAGAUGGACUCCCUAUCAACAAACCUUAUCGUCUGUCUCAAGGCUGUAUGCUGUGUUUUGGUCAGUCAACUUUUUUCCGCUUCAACCAUCCGGAAGAGGCCUUAAGGAUGAAGAACAUGCUGCCUGGAGGAAGCCAUGCUCUUAGUACAUCAAAAGCACAACAAAUUGGCUCCAGUAGCAUCUUGAAUGGGACCCACCAUUCUUUUCCAAGCUCAAAAAUUGGCAACUCUGCAAAGGACUCACAGAAGGUGCCACCGUCCCCCAAAACAGCUCGAACGUCACUUCAUCAGCCCUCUACGUUGAAUGGGAGAAACGGCCCGGCAAAAGAAGAGAACAACAGUUUAGUGGGAAAUGCUCCACUUGUGCCUCCGCGCUCCAACGUUCCUGUGCCCCAUCCGCGGACAUCCCUGUCUGUGACCUCAAGUUGUAAUAACGACGGCCAAAGAGCACAAGGCAGUCCCAUGCUUCUCAGGAAUGUCAGGUCAGAGGUCACAUCAAGCCUCACGCUGCCUAGCAGGGGGUCCGGACAGGGUAUAAGUCACAAUUCUUCACCGGUGGCCACAUCCAGUCCUCGAGUGAGAGGUUCCCCUCUUCAGAGGAGACACCCGAGUCCCAGGCGAGAGCCGCUCCCUACCACCGACAUCCCUCAGAGGCUUCGGACUCCUGAGCCGACGGGAUCCACCAGCAUUCCUCCUCUGAGUCCUUACACGGCCCGCAGAGGGACUCCAGGAUCGCAGAGCUUGACCGUCAAACCCGUCCAGCAGAGCCCAAAGACUCACCGCAAACCUGCAGUUCCCUCUAAGGCUGAGGCCAUGAGGCUUUUGUACGGCCAGAAUCCAUCUCCCGUGACCACCUCGGACACUGGAGGCAGACAUUCAACUAACAGCCUUAUCUCAGGUACUCUGUCUGGCGCGUCUCCUGCCACGAGCCCUCGUUGCCAAAGAAAGACCUGCGAGAACACCAUCGGAUCAUCCAAUAAAGACUGUAAUUUUACGAAACCGUAUUCCCGGGAACGCAAGAACAGCAUAUCAGCCAUCAACGAUAAUGAAGAUGAGCUUUUGGAGUACCACCGCAGGCAGAGAGAGGAGAGGCUACGUGAACAGGAAAUGGAGAAGCUGGAGCGCCAGAGGCUGGAGACCAUCCUCAAUCUGUGCGCGGGAUAUAACCAUGAGGACAGCGCGGCGGAACUGGCGGAGGUAGUAAGGACUGGACUGCUAAGGGGAGGAAGAGGUGCAGGUGGAGAUAUGCAGAAGGGGAAGGAGAACGAUGAGGAGGCCCAGGCGGGGGAGUCCAGCAGCACGGAGAGCACGCAUCAAGAGUGUGAAGAGUUGUCUGCCGGUCAGGAGCACAUUUACCUGGAAGAAGAGAGGGGCAAGAUGUUGGCCAGGGUGGAUGAUCUGAGGCAAAGAGUCAGCGAGCUGGAACAGCAGCUCAAAGAGACCAAACAAGAGGUGGAGAUGGAGCAGGCUCUGUUGCAGGCCGAGAGGCAGGCAGAGCAGGAACAGGAGGAGGCUGAACGGGAGCUUAUUUCUCAGCUCCAGCUCAAACUCAGCCAGUUGAACAAAGCCACCCAGAAAGAGAAGGAGAAGGGGAGGGCUAAUGUCUCGGCAGAGCGGAAGGUCCUGGAAAAGCAGAGGAAUGAGUACAAUGAGCUGAAGAGGCAGUUUGAUAAGUGCCCCUUGUCUCUAAGGGAACAGUUACAGGAGCAGCUCAGCAGGAAAGCUGAAGCUCUGGAAGCUGGCACAAAGCAAUUUGAGGAACUGGAGUUCUGCCAAUUGGAGGAAGAAAGCAGUCUGGAAGAGAGAAAGGAGACCCAGUGCUCGCAGUUUCUUCAGGAGCAAACCGAGUAUCACUGCAGCGUGGCCAAGAGGAAGGAAAAAAUGGCAACUCUGGAUGCUCAGGUGAAGCAACUGGGCUUACAAGCUACUCACGACUGUGAAAGGAUGGCGAAAGAAAGGGCGGCUACUUUACAGCUUUUACAUAAGGAGCAGGACAAAUUAUGCGCCCUGGAGAACCGGUACCAAUCCAUGACAGGUGGCAGAAACUUCCCAAAGAGCAACGGCAAAAUGAAAGAGGAUUUACUCCAUAUCAACGAACCUGACCUUGUUUUUGAUGAUGACCUGUCUCAUAGCCAAUGUCCCUCCUCUACCUUACACAACCCUUCCCCUGAAGUGUACCCCGUUAGGCUACAGGAGGAGUACCUCAGGAUGUCUGAUGUCUAUAAGAUGUAUGGAAAGGCUUUUGUGCACCCUCCCUCUCCUUCUCCUACUGCCCUUGACUGCCUCUCCCUUGCUGGAGCUGACGCUGUGCCAUGUGAGGACUACAUCACGGUCGGGCAGUUACGCCACAUUAUUGGGGUACAGAGAUUUGAUCCUGCCUCUUCCUCAUCAAUUGCAUUAUUCCAAAUCGCUUCUACUGAUUCCGCCUUCACGUGCCACUCAGGUGGCUCUUCCUCCCUUCUCUCUGCAAAGAGCCAGCCUGAGCUGAGCGGGAAUGCAAUGCCACCUAUUAACCUCGAGCGCUGGUACCAGGACAUCAUGGCUGCAGGGGAACCUCGAUCCUGUCCCCCACCGCUGCCCGCAAAAUCUUUUUCUGCACGCAGACACGGGCAGUUGCUGAAGUCUAAAUCAGACGGUGAAGUUGGUCACACGGCACUGUGUCCUCCUGCAAACUGUGUCACAUCUGAGCCUCACUCCACUCUCACACGUGAUAAAACCUCAAAGGGGCUCCAGUUAAUGCUGAAGGAGGCACCAAACCCAUUGGACACGGACUCCAGAAUGGUGAAGAAAGACCCGUCUCCUACAGUACAUCACUCCAUCCUGCAUCAUCAGUGUCCAUCUAGCGGCAACCAAGCGUAUGACACCCUAAGCCUGGAGAGCUCCGACAGUUUGGAGACCAGCAUCUCCACCAGCAAUUCGGCAUGCACACCAGAAAGUGCUUCCGGUUUGGAGACCCAAAGAUUGGAGGAGAUGGAGAAGAUGUUGAAAGAGGCACAGCAGGAGAAAGCAAGGCUAAUUGAGCACAGGGAGAGGGAGGCGCAGACUCGACGGCAUCUGCUGGAGGAGGAGCGGAAGCGGCGCGAGGAGGCCGAGAGGAGGCUCCUGGAUGAGACGGCCCACAGGAGGAGGCUGGUGGAAGAAGAGGUGAAGAUGCGGGAGAAACACUUUUCCCAGGCUCGUCCGAUGACACGCUACCUCCCCAACCUGAAGGAGGAAUUUGACCUGCGUGCUCACGUGGAAUCGUCAGGCCACAGCAUAGACACCUGCCCCUUUGUGAUCCUCACAGAGAAGAUGUGCAAGGGUCACUUGGUCAAGAUGGGCGGCAAAAUCAAAUCGUGGAAAAAACGCUGGUUCGUUUUCGAUCGUCUCAAGAGGAACUUCUGCUACUACGUGGACAAGCAUGAGACGAAACUGAAAGGACUCAUUUACUUCCAGGCCAUUGAGGAGGUUUAUUAUGAUCACCUUCGGAUUGCUACCAAGAGCCCCAACCCGUCUCUGACCUUCUGCGUGAAGACUCACGACCGCCUUUACUACAUGGUGGCGCCUUCCCCGGAGGCCAUGCGGAUCUGGAUGGAUGUCAUAGUAACGGGCGCCGAGGGCUACACGCAAUUCAUGAGCUGA